UUCUAUUUUUCCAGUGGCGCCGAAGGUGAAAUGCACGCCGACGGAGAUGCGCGUGGAAGUGCCCAUCUCGCCCACCACCAAGGGGGUGUACAUCGCGGGCCUCAGGGACUACCCCGACCCUGCUUGCAGGCCGCACACCGAUCCCACGGGAAAGUUGGCUGUGCUGGAGCUCGAUCUGACGGAUGUCUAUAGAUGUGGCGUCACCAGGGUGGUCAACAAGCAAACGGGCAAGCAAAUAUUCUACCAAACGCUGGUAAUAGACCACUUAGAGGAAACCGAAGGAAGCCCAACGAAACACGAGGUUCGUGAGACCCUGCACGUCAAAUGUUCCAUGCUGUCCGUAAAGAAUCACACAAUUAGUAAGAGAAAUGUUUUGCCGGCUGGAUUUCGCGAACCAGAAGAGAUAGAAAUCAUGAUCACUAACUCGACUACCGGAAGGGCCCCGGAACCAAUCCUCGGGGUAGGCGUGCGACAGGACGGGAAAUUGGUGACAGGUGAACUGAACGUGUCGCCAGGGACGCCUCUCCAGAUGGAAAUCUUCCUAGACAAGGUCUCGGCGCCUAUCUACGGACUCCUGGUGACGCACAUGCAAGUUACCGAUACGAAGGCACAGGAGGAAACCAUUAUUUAUAACGGGUGCUCUGUGGACCCCUACCUGUUCGAGAAUUUCAACACGGUGGACGGAGACUUUUUGGCAGCGAAAUUCCGCGCAUUCAAAUUUCCCGAGUCCACGUACGUCCAGUUCAAAGGGACCGUGAAUGUGUGCCUGGACAAAUGCAAAGGGGUGGAGUGCAGCGACGGACAAAUCGGAUACGGACGACGAAGGCGUUCCAUCCCCACUCUCCCUGCGGAUCCCAACAGGAUAUUCGAAAUAACAAUCACGUCUUUCAUCAAAGUUGGCGCUGACGGCACUGAAGAAGUAUUCAAGGAGGAGGAAAAAAUUUACGACAAUAAGUUGAUAGUUGGAAACCAGAUGACCGAUCUUAAAGAUAAAACGUUCUAUAGGACUGACCGCCCAAAGGAGGUUCUCGAACUGACCGAAGAGAAACAAUACACGUCAAUCUUUGCCGCCGAGAGUUCCUCGACAACAUGUAUUGUAGGAUUUACGGUUCUGUUAACUGUAAUCAAUUUAUUUUUGUAAAUAGUUAGGCUACAUUGUGUGCAGGCUCAAAAUUUUUUAAUUUUAUACUACGAAUAAUACUGUAAAUACGUCUGUGAUAAUAAGAUUUACGAUACAUUACAAAAAGUCGAUGUCAUAUAAUUCUUUAGGUGGUUCUGCACAAUCCCUUUCUGUAAAUUCUUCCUCAACCGGGUAUUGCAUGGAUUGGUGAAUUUUUGGUAUGCUCCAGGCAGUAUUCCAACAAAAAUAUCGAAGUUAAUUAUUCCUUGAUAUCCUUGUAUCAAACUUCAGAGCAAAUAUUUCUCUUACAUAUUGAAUUACAAAUUCUGACGUAACCUAAAGGAUAUUUGCUCCGAAUAAAAUUUGCAUCACUGAUAUUUAGGAAAUCACCGAUUAUGUAAUACCAACUCUCCUCUACUUGCCUAAAUUUGGUGCUGUUGAAGGCAGUGAAGAUGUAAAUAGCACGAAAUUUAUGUAAAGCCAAAAAGACGACCUACUGCAAAUAGAAACUAAUAAAACUAUAAUAAAAUAAUGCCAGCUUACAUUAACUAAAAGGCCAUUAAUUUAACGAGAUGCAUAGUGGUGUCAAAUGCUUCAAAUCCAGCUGUAUAUUUUAAGUUUCUCUACUUGGACGCGUCCUUUUACGACUCUAUCUAAGCUUCGUUAGUUAUUUAUUACCUUAUAACACGUUGCCACCUUGCACAUUCCUGUUAGUUUGACAUCACUGUUAGGUCUGAGUCUCAGACGCUUCUGCAGAAAGGUUGACAUACACGGUGGCAAAAAAAAGGUUAGCAAGAUCACGACGUCAUUACCUUCCUUCAAAAAUCGACCUAAGUUGAUCUUACACCAUUUAAAAGACAACUUAAACACAUAAUGCAAGGCAACAUAUCUAAGUAGGAAAGAUUUUAUCAAAAUUUGUAUUCUUGGAUUUCUUUUCUUCUUGUUAUAAUUGCUUAUUCUUCUAGUGCCAUCAUACAUCUCUACAUCAAAUGAUUUUAUUCUAUAAUUUUGAAUGAAU
This is a messenger RNA of Anoplophora glabripennis (Asian longhorned beetle), 2138 nucleotides long. RefSeq lists its product as uncharacterized. The coding region runs from base 47 to 1141 and encodes 364 amino acids. The record is from RefSeq and is a predicted model, not a curated record. The transcript is spliced from 6 exons. Lineage: Eukaryota; Metazoa; Arthropoda; Insecta; Coleoptera; Cerambycidae.